CGUUCGGCGUAGCAGAGAGAGUCAAAGACGAUGACGCAAGAGUUUCAGGCUUUCCGCCGUCGUACCUGGUGGCGCCCCUGCACAGUACGAACUCAAAGUACAAGCUCCAGCCAAUGGCAUCCAUGGAAUCUCAACCACUUUACUGCGACGCAGAGCUGCGCUGGAGAGCUGCCAUUGGCAAUGUUAUAUAAACAUAAACAUUGCAUUCAGCUGGUAAUCCAAAAACCAGAGCUUUUGAUUUCUGAAAUUUCAGUUUCAAUCCACAGCAACCCGCCGUUCGUUCAUCAGUUCAAAUUUCACAUCUUUUUGUUUACGUUUAUUGCUCUUUCUUAUCAGGAUUCAUGGCUGCGGCAGUUCCUCCGGUCACCCAGUUUUUUAAGUAUUUGGCCCCUGGCUGCACAAAGAGACUUCGACUUCCACCAGCUUUCUGUAGAAGUCUGAGUGGAAAGAAACCAAAAACAGCACUUAUUAAAAGCUGUUUGGGAUACUGGGGUGUCAAAGUCGGUAGGAGCGGUGAUGGAAACCUUGCUUUUGAAGAAGGUUGGGAAGAGUUUGCGAAGUGUAAUGGCUUAAAAGAAGCGGACAAUGCAGUUUUUGAACACAAAGGAGACAUGGCCUUCAACAUGGUUGCCUAUGACUCUGGCGGCUGUGAAAAAGAGUAUCCACCUGAUUCCGGUGUAGCUGCCAACAGGAUGGCAACUUCCUCUAAGGCUCGGAACAAUAAGCAUCAUCGCGGUUCCAAAGGAAAAGGGCUUUUGAAAACAACAAAAUGGUUAACGUCGAGGAAACAGUUCAAGAUAAAAAUGGCAAAAAGCCAUGGGUGCGUUAGCAAGGGCUAUGUGAGCCCUAGGCGGAGUUGUAAAGUGUGCAGGAGUUUCAUUUUCUUUUCGGAUUCUUUCUCAAUCUGGCGAGCGCUUAUGGCAGACUACUCCUGCACGGUUUGCAAGAGAAAACGGCCUUCAUAGCAUAUCGAAAUUGAUUCUCAAUGAUCCGCGUGGAAGAUUAUGGCCGCUGAGCCUAGGUCGUUGGGGAAGCAGAGUGAAGGCUGCUGAUCAUCGUCUAGCCAUAAAAGCAAGGGGAUGGUGCAAGUUCUAUGCAUCCAACGGUCUCAAGGAAGGUGAUGUCUGCUUAUUCAAGCUCAAACGGAUGUCCAGGUCGAUUUCAACAGCUUUCAUGGACGUCGAGAUAACGCGCCGGAGAUCGUAAUCAGCAGUUGGUUUUGAAGUUUUUUGAUUUCCGACAAUGUUAUCGAGCACGUAGGGGGCCUAAGUAGUUAUCUUCAUAUUUGAUGUGUUUUCUGGAUAUUGUGAAGAUUAAACUCGUGCUGUGUGACUUGAUGACUAAAUCUUCUUUAUGCCCCUUUUGAAA
Messenger RNA from Malus domestica (apple), 1368 nucleotides. The record is from RefSeq and is a predicted model, not a curated record. Lineage: Eukaryota; Viridiplantae; Streptophyta; Magnoliopsida; Rosales; Rosaceae.